This is a messenger RNA of Penicillium manginii, 1017 nucleotides long. Its product is annotated as RTA1 domain-containing protein. The transcript has 3 exons. Lineage: Eukaryota; Fungi; Ascomycota; Eurotiomycetes; Eurotiales; Aspergillaceae. The record is from RefSeq and is a predicted model, not a curated record. Gene Ontology annotation, cellular component: plasma membrane; fungal-type vacuole. The coding region runs from base 1 to 1017 and encodes 338 amino acids.
AUGGAAGGUUACAGUCAAGAUGCAUGCCAUGCGUAUGUUGCAGGCAAUAGCACAUCCUACGGCUAUGUACCCUCGCUGUCCGCAGCAUCAGCGUUUGUGGCUUUCUUCGGUCUGUCAAUGCUGCUACAUACCACCCAAAUGAUUUGGUUUCGCACUUGGUGGUGCGCAGUUUUCUCAAUUGGGUGCCUUGUUGAACUUCUCGGCUGGGCAGCACGGGCCUGGUCUGCGAAGUGCCCUUACGCCCAAACACCCUAUAUGAUGCAAAUCACGACUCUGAUUAUCGCGCCCACAUUCUUUACAGCUGGAAUCUACGUUAUCCUUGCGAGAGUUGUCGCGAUUUUCGGUCGAGGCUCAUCGUUGAUGCCACCGAAGCUAUAUGUUUGGAUCUUCUGCAUAUGUGAUGUCAUUGCUCUGGCAGUUCAAGGUGCUGGAGGUGGUAUGGCCUCAUCUGGAGGGGGUGGUGGUUCAUCAUCGGGCGGUUCAGUGAAGACCCAGGCAAGAAGCUUAUUCUCGCGAGCCGGAGAAAGCUCGAGCAGCAGCAGCAGCAGCAGCCAGUCCAUGGGUACACAUAUUAUGGUUGGUGGAAUCAUCUUCCAACUGAUAUCCAUCACUCUGUUUGUGGUGCUCGCUGCCGACUUCGUUUUCCGCGUUUCUAAGCAGAAGCCGCAGGCUUUCCACCGAAACAAGCCUCUACUUUUACUUGGCGGUGCGACCGUAUUAUCUCUUCUGCUUAUUUACAUUCGAAGUGUUUAUCGCACCAUCGAGUUGCUACACGGGUGGACAAGCUCAACGAUGCGGAACGAGAAGCUAUUGAUUGGUCUUGACGGAGCAAUGAUGGUCCCGGCUGUGAUGAUCUACAACUUGCUUCAUCCAGGUCAUCUUCUGCCAAAGAUUCAAGUCAAUUCAAGCUACUUCAACCCCGAGUCUUUUACAAUGGAUUGCCAGGCAAGCAGCAAUCCAUUUCAAGAUCCAGAACAUGUGAAUGGCGAUCGUGAAAUAUUGUUGAAGGGCCCAUGA